Molecule: messenger RNA, 858 nt
Organism: Rotaria socialis
Lineage: Eukaryota; Metazoa; Rotifera; Eurotatoria; Philodinida; Philodinidae
Source: the annotation of a GenBank genome assembly
AUGAAUAAUAAUUCUGAACAAGUCGAUUCACUCAAACGUGAAGUUGAAUUAAUGCGUGAACGUUAUUUGAAAUUAGUUGACGUACAUGGACAAUUACAAGUGCACAAUAGUUUAUUAGAAGAACGAGUCCUAUCAAUUGUUGACACAUAUUCAAAUGAAAAAACUCAAUUAGAACAAUCAUUAAAUGAUGCUAAACAACAUAUUUCAUUUCUACAACAAACCGUUAAUGAAUUACAAAUUGAUAAACAACGAUAUAAAGAUGAUUGCAAUUUAGCUGUUCGACUUUUGCAUCGACAUCCAAAUGAAUUUAUUUCAACGCAAUCAGGACAACUUCAGGAACAAAUAAAAAACAGAUUUGAUUCGACAGCCUCAAAUCAAUCUACUAUAUUGGAACGAAGUGUCUUAAUACCAACAUUCCCACCAACCAUUGUUGCACCGCCUAGAUUUCUAACUACGAUGCCUGUUACUUCAUCCAACAAUACACAAAAUAUGUCCUCAAUUUCAACAACUAAUGAAGGUCUUCGCUUCGCUGCUGAAGCACUCUUCAAAUCGAAUAGUGUUCAUCGUUAUCCGUCGAAUCAAUUUACAUGUUCAGAUUGUCAUCGAAUAGUUAAAGUUUGUGAUGUUAGUGUACAAGCAUCUCUAGAUAACAAAAUAGAUGAGAAUACAGCAUCUCGAUUACGUCUUAUAUCACUAACUUCAUCCGACGAUGGUCUUACCGGUGAUGAUGCAUGGUUUUCAUUUGAUUCUCAUUUGAACGGUCAAGAAAAACAUACAAAUCAUCCAAUACAAGUGCUGAAAGAUGAAACAUAUGAUGGAUUAUUGAAAUGUACGUUGCCUAAAAUGCAUCAUGUUUGA